UAUAAUACAAAAAACGUUAGUGAAAAUCACGAUAUAAUAAAUAAAUUAGUUAUUAAAUAUAUAGAAAAAACAAAAAUAUGGUUUGAUUUUCUUAUUAUUCAUAAUUAGUAUAAAUAUUCUCAAUGCUAAUAAAAUUAACUAACAAUUUAAAAUUCAAAAUUACUCAAAAUUAUCGAUUAUUCUUUCUUUAUCCAUUGAUAAGGAAGUAUGAAGUCCAGCAUAAACCCAUUAUACAGAGCUAUUUUAACUCACAUUUCCAUCUAUAUUUGCAAAAAAGAAAAAAUACUGAAUUUAAAAAAAAUGCUAUAUCUGUAUAUUCUCGCACUCCAACAUCAAAAAUACUAUCAACAAAACUUAAAAAUAACUCUAAAUUUAGUAUACAUCAAUUUGACACCUAUAAUUUAGUUUCUACACUAGAAACAACAGGUUUCACUCAUAGUCAAGCUGUUGCUAUUAUGAAAUCUAUUCACGCAUUAAUUAAUAAUUUAGAAGCAGCAAAAACAAAGUUUAUUUCUCGUUCAAAUCUUGAAAAUGAAACUCAUUUAUUCCAUACAUCCCAAUCAGAACUUAAAACAGAAAUUCAAUCUAUGAGGAAAAAUGAAACAGCCAUUUUAUAUACAGAAACGUCAAAUUUAAGGAAACAAUUAGAAACAUUAGAGCAGAUACUUAAAGAAGAUUUAAUAGCUUUAAAAAAUGAUGUGACCAUAGAUCUUAAUGAAAGAAAAAGCUCAAAUAAAGCAGAAGAAAAAAGUAUCGAGAUAAAAAUUCAAGAAUUAAAUAAUAAAUUCAUAAUUAUUCUUGGAGAAAUUCGAGCAAUGUUAGAAAAAAGUAAAUGGGAUGCUACUAGAUAUGGAAUGUUUGCAAUAUUUAUCAUUGCAGGAUUUGCAUUAAUUGUUAUUUCUGUGCAAGAUACUUUUCAAAAAAAAACUUCUGAAAUUAAAUCAGAACUUUAAUAAAGCAUAUGAUUAAUUAAAAAAUAAAACAUUAAAUAAUUAUACAUUAGAUGUUAUUUCUUUGUUCAAUUCUUUUUUUUUUUUCAAAGUUAUUUUAAAUUAUGAUAUAAAAAAUACUCGUUAAAUAAAUUUAUAAAACAUAAAAAUUAUAAAUUAAAAAAUUAUCAAG
Molecule: messenger RNA, 1122 nt
Organism: Pneumocystis carinii B80
Lineage: Eukaryota; Fungi; Ascomycota; Pneumocystomycetes; Pneumocystales; Pneumocystaceae
Exons: 5
Coding region: 123-953 (276 amino acids)
Cellular component (GO): mitochondrion
Source: RefSeq, a predicted model, not a curated record